Molecule: messenger RNA, 1737 nt
Organism: Symbiodinium natans
Lineage: Eukaryota; Dinophyceae; Suessiales; Symbiodiniaceae
Source: the annotation of a GenBank genome assembly
AUGGCGGGAGGGCUCCGGGGAGGCUGGCUCCUCUUCCUCCUGGCAGCGCCGAUGCUCACGGCCCAGGAGGAUGGAAAGGCGGCCACUCUCUACUGCAAAUGCACAUGGAUGGACAACUGGUGGUUCCACCUGGUGGAGGACUUACCGCGAAUUCUGGGCUCUGCAGAAGAUGGAAAGUCCAUGCUCGCCCGCGAUGAGACCAGCAACGCCAGCCGAGCAAGCUCCCCGUCCUGGAAGCUGCUGGAGAAGCUUGUGCAGAAAGAGAGGCUCUGCCGGCGUGAGCCCUCUUUGCUUGAGCUGCUGACAGUCGAAACGCUCUGUGUGCCUGGGACGCUGGCCACAGACUUGCUGUGCUCGUUGUACUACAGCUUCGCAUUCCCAACCUCAGAGCAGCUCCUGCGGCAAUCCGCGCGGCGAGCGCGGCGCAUGCGGCUGCUUCUUUACAAGGCCAAGGAUUGCUUGGAUGCCACGCCCUGGCCCUUUGACGUGGAGGAUCUGGAGGAGUAUGCGAGAAGCUGGCUGGAGUUCGAGGCGGAGGUCUGGCCACCUUUGCGACCUCCCCGCACAGCUGGGGCUCCACCACCCCCCCGCUGGGCCGGCCGGAGCCGGCCUAAGCCGCGCAGCUUGCUGCCUGCCGACCUGCGUCGCUGCAUACCUCUGCAGCGAGGCUUCGCGGCCAGUCAUAGCUCGGUGGUGGCACACUGUUGGGACCGGCGUGCUCGGUCCACAGAGACCAGUUGCAAGGCUUGCUGCGAUCCCCGCUUCCCGCGUGGACGGAGAGAAUGCUUCGGCGGAGUAUGGACGUUUGAGACCUGCUGCGCGCCGGACGACUUGACAAAGGGCUGGGGGCCGCCCCCACAGGCGGUGGAGACUUUAGCAAGCCCCAGGACCCAUCCCGGCAUCUGGAGGCAGCUCCAGGAGCUGCGGGAGGAGCUCCGCGCCGUCCGCGCCGCCAACGCCCGUGCCUUUGAGAGCCCCAGAGACUCCAUGCCAGACACACAGAGCAAAGCAACCUGGGAUGAGGUCCGACAAUGGGUCGAGGAGCAGCUGGCCUUACCAGAGAGUGCCGGAGGUCGUCAGAAGAUUUUCCCCGGGCUGGACCUUCUAUUGUCGACGCGCGCCUGCGUGGGCAAGCAAAUCGAGCUACCUUGGUUCCUGCUCGGCGGACGUCCAGAAGAUGCGGGUGUGGAGCUUGCAUCGCGGAGUGGCGCUUUGUGCAGUUCUGGCUUGUUAGUGGCCGGGGAGCUGGUCUCCCGCCCAGGCCGCCGCGCCACGGUGCCCACAAUGCCCGGCACCGAUGGGAGUCGCAGCAGCUCGAACUCCCACAGAGUCAGCGGCCUCCACAAGUUGGAGUCCUACGGCCUCGAGCUCAUGGCUCCUUGCCGCGUGAGGAACUUAUCCUUGGAUGGCAGCUGCUUCUGUGGCAACGAUCCCUGCACUCCCUGGACACAGUUUGGGCGGGAGUGCUGCCGUGAGGAUGACGGCCUGCAGUGGCACGGGGUUGGCCUCCUGACAGGGGAGCUGCGCACGAACAUCGCGCACUUCGCCCGGGACGCCCUGUGGCUCCAUCGGCUUUUCCAAGGGCCGGAGUCAUUGGAAGCACUGGGUAGCGGUCAGAGGACCGUGGAGCGUGUGCUAACAAAGCAUGCAGCCACGGAGUGCAUGGAGAAUGACCGCUGUGUCAAAACAGGCCGGCAGGUCAUCUUCCCCAUGGAGGAGUUCAUGGAAGAGGCCUGA